GGCUGGUGCAGAGCGGCAGCACCUCGCCCCGCACCCGCCGCCGCCCGGGCAGUGCGGGGCCGCGGCGCUCUGUGCGCAGCGGGAGCCGGUCCCCCCCGAAGGCUCCCUGUCGCCUGCGUCCCAAAAGCACGAGGUCAUUCUCUUGUUUCAGCCCGUGAGUGCAACUUCAGAGCUGGGAGAGAGUGAUUGCAAGGCCAAGAAGGACGGGAGAACAUUCACCACCACAACGUUUCAAAGGGAAUACAUUGCCAGCAUUUUGAAUACUUAUUUGGACAAACAUUUCUUCAAGGAGCACGCAGCCCUCUGCCCCCAUGUCGCCACCUUGGAAGGACUGACCAAAUCCAGCAGCCUGUGCCACUUCCCACCCACCAUGGGACCCGAGGGAAGCUUGCUGAGUGGGGGACAAAUGCAGAUCACCCUGUGGGGAAGCCUGGCAGCUGUGGCCACCUUCUUCCUCAUCACCUUCCUCAUCUUUCUGUGCUCCAGUUGUGACAGAGAAAAGAAGCCGAGACAGCACAGCGGAGACCAUGAGAACCUGAUGAACGUGCCUUCCGACAAGGAGAUGUUCAGCCGUUCAGUUACCAGCCUGGCCACGGACGCGCCUGCCAGCAGCGAACAGAAUGGGGCACUCACCAAUGGUGACAUUCUUUCAGAAGACAGCACCAUGACCUGCAUGCAGCAUUACGAGGAAGUCCAGACCUCAGCUUCAGAUCUGCUGGACUCCCAGGACAGCACAGGGAAGCCAAAGUGUCAUCAGAGCCGGGAGUUGCCCAGAAUUCCUCCUGAGAGUGAAGUGGACACGACGCUCAAUGGAGAAAGCACGGACGGGGACCAGGGUCUGGGGAUGGAGGGGCCGUAUGAAGUGCUCAAGGACAGUGCCUCACAAGAAAAUAUGGUGGAGGACUGCUUGUAUGAAACCGUGAAAGAAAUUAAGGAGGUGACAGCCGCCACCCACUCGGCUCGGGGCCACAGCAGCAGGUCGAAGUCAACUUCCACUGUGAAGGAGCUUCUGGGGCCCCAGACCAGUGGCAAAACAGACUUUGCCGAAUACGCCUCUGUGGACAGAAACAAAAAGUGUCGACAAAGUGCUAAUGCAGAGAGUACUCUUGGAAAUCCAUGUGAUCCAGAAGAGGAGGCGCCACCCCCUGUCCCCAUUAAACUUCUGGAUGAGAAUGAAAACCUUCAGGAGCAGGCAGAGAGUAAAGCAGGAGAAGAAGGCGCUGCCGAGGGGACCAGUGAAACCAACAAGAGAUUUAGUUCGUUGUCAUACAAGUCCCGGGAAGAAGACCCAACUCUCACAGAAGAAGAGAUCUCGGCAAUGUAUUCAUCAGUACAUAAAAAAGGACAGCCAGGGAACAAAUCAGGACAGUCACUUAAAGCGCCAGAGUCCACCUAUACCUCCAUCCAAGGAGCCGCUCCGAGGUCGCCCUCUUCCUGUAACGAUCUCUAUGCUACUCUUAAAGACUUUGAGAAAAUUCCCAACAGUGUCAGCACUCUUCCAGCAGCAGGGAGGCCCAGCGGCGAGGAGCCCGAGCCAGAUUACGAAGCAAUACAGACUCUAAACAGAGAGGAAGAGAAGGCUGCCCCGGAGACCAACAGCCACCACGGCCUUUUCCCAAAGGAGAAUGACUACGAGAGCAUCGGGGACCUGCAGCAAUGCCGAGACAUCACCAGGCUCUAG
Molecule: messenger RNA, 1681 nt
Organism: Eubalaena glacialis (North Atlantic right whale)
Lineage: Eukaryota; Metazoa; Chordata; Mammalia; Artiodactyla; Balaenidae
Gene: PAG1
Product: phosphoprotein membrane anchor with glycosphingolipid microdomains 1
Exons: 9
Coding region: 371-1681 (436 amino acids)
Biological process (GO): intracellular signal transduction; negative regulation of T cell activation
Cellular component (GO): membrane raft; plasma membrane
Source: RefSeq, a predicted model, not a curated record